Molecule: messenger RNA, 690 nt
Organism: Rubroshorea leprosula
Lineage: Eukaryota; Viridiplantae; Streptophyta; Magnoliopsida; Malvales; Dipterocarpaceae
Source: the annotation of a GenBank genome assembly
ACGUAAUCAACCAAAGAAGCCAAUGAAGCAUCUUUCACGCUUCAUCUCUUUUGCCAUGAAAUGUAUUUUUAUCACUAUCGUUUUCCAUAUCCUUUUUCAUUCAACCGGGGUCAGGAUCGGGGCCUCCUGGCCUCUUAAACACCCUCUUUCUCCUGAAUUCAAUAGGAUGAAGAAUACUACUAAAACAGCUGGCGGUCCCAGUAGCGGAGGAAUAGGUCACUAACCACUGAUUGGCUGAAAGUCUUCCCGUUAUGUUUACACCAUUACAUCAUCAUCAUCAUCAUCAUCAUCAUCAUCAUCAUCAUCUUCAUCUUCAUCUUAGAGUCAUUGCUAGUUGUUUGCAACUUUAUAGUAUAACAGUCACUAAGCAAAUUAUGGGUUUUGAGUUUUUUCUAGUAUUUAAGAACUAGCUAGCUAGUUGGUUGGCUUACCAUGGUGGAAGAUCAGUAAGGAAGGAGGUUUUGAAAGAGCAUGGGAUCAAUAGUACUAGCUCUUUUAUAGGUUAUCUUGUGAUAUAUUUCACCACCUUUCUUCCUUAUUGAUAUGAUGUUGGUCUAAUCUACUCUUGUCUCCAUUUGUGUUUAAUAUUGUAUUAAGUAUGAUUGUAAGACCUUAUCAAUGAGAUAAUGUUUUUCUUAUAUAUGUAGACGUCAUAUGGCUUGAUAUUAUGAAUAAAUUUUAGUUUAUUAA